Molecule: messenger RNA, 1381 nt
Organism: Neocloeon triangulifer
Lineage: Eukaryota; Metazoa; Arthropoda; Insecta; Ephemeroptera; Baetidae
Exons: 5
Coding region: 11-1240 (409 amino acids)
Cellular component (GO): extracellular matrix
Source: RefSeq, a predicted model, not a curated record
UUCAAUCAACAUGGUUGCUAAGAUCGUUCUUGCCUUCGCCGCUCUGGUCGCCUGCGUGUGCGCCGAGCCCGGUGCACCCCUGGUGGUCGCCGCCCCCGCCCCCGCCUACGUCAAGGCCGUGGACUUCCACGCCCGCCCCCACUACUCCUUCAACUAUGGCGUCAACGACCCCCACACCGGUGACCACAAGAGCCAGCACGAGACCCGCGACGGAGACGUCGUCAAGGGCCAGUACUCUUUGCUCGAGGCUGACGGCACCACCCGCACCGUCGACUACACCGCCGACCCCAUCAACGGCUUCAACGCCCACGUCACCAGGUCCGGACACGCCGUCCACGCCGCCCCCGUCGUCAAGGCCUACGCUCCCGCCCCCGUCGUUGUCAAGGCUGCCCCCGCCGUCUACGCCGCCGCCCCCGCCAUCUACAAGGCUCCCGUCGUUGCUGCCGCCCCCGCCCUGACCUACGCUCACGCCGCCCCCGUCCUCAAGGCCUACGCCGCCCCCGCAGUCCACUCGGGAUACUCUUACGCCACCGCCCACGCCGCCCCCCUCGCCUAUAGGGCUCCUCUGGCCUAUGCCCAUGCUGCCCCUCUGGCCUACAAGGCUCCCCUCUCUGAAUCAAAUCAACAUUCGCCCUUUUCUCCUUCGGGAUUCAUAUUCACUGAUCGAUAUCAAAUCAUCAACAUGGUCGCUAAGAUUGUUCUCGCUUUCGCCGCUCUGGUCGCCUGCGUGUGCGCCGAGCCCGGUGCACCCCUGGUGGUCGCCGCCCCCGCCUACGUCAAGGCCGUGGACUUCCACGCCCGCCCCCACUACUCCUUCAACUAUGGCGUCAACGACCCCCACACCGGUGACCACAAGAGCCAGCACGAGACCCGCGACGGAGACGUCGUCAAGGGCCAGUACUCUCUGCUUGAGGCCGACGGCACCACCCGCACCGUCGACUACACCGCCGACCCCAUCAACGGCUUCAACGCCCACGUCACCAGGUCCGGACACGCCGUCCACGCCGCCCCCGUCGUCAAGGCCUACGCUCCCGCCCCCGUCGUUGUCAAGGCUGCCCCCGCCGUCUACGCCGCCCCCGCCCUCCUGAAGGCCCCCGUCCAGUACGCUCACUCCUACGCCGCCCCCCUGGCUUAUGCCCAUGCUGCCCCCGUCGCCUACAGGGCUCCCCUGGCUUAUGCCCACGCCGCCCCCCUGGCCCAUGCUGCUCCCCUCGCCCACGGCUACGGAUACCACUACUAAGAAGCUAAAUUUUGCUCCAAAUUUCUAAUGAGUCUGAUCGCUAUCGCAUAAAAAUGUCUUGCUCAAAAGGCAAGAUUCAUUUUUCCAUUGUCACAAAACGUUAACUAUUUAUGUGCAAAUAAAUCAACAUUUCUCAACGAA